Messenger RNA from Lolium rigidum, 1650 nucleotides. RefSeq lists its product as uncharacterized. The record is from RefSeq and is a predicted model, not a curated record. The transcript is spliced from 8 exons. Bases 45 to 1460 code for a protein of 471 amino acids. Gene Ontology annotation, biological process: transposition. NCBI's taxonomy places the organism in Eukaryota, Viridiplantae, Streptophyta, Magnoliopsida, Poales, Poaceae.
CCAGGAUUUGGAAGGAACCGGAGGAGUAUGUUGAGAUUCACGGGAUGCCUCUUGAGCCUGGAACACGUGUUCCCUACCAGCGUGGGGUUGCAGACCUACCUGGCCUUCCUGAGUGGGAGGCAAACGGCGGGGUUGUUACGCUCGUCCCGGCAGGGGAGAACUCCUUCGUGUACAAGGAAGGCUACAAAGUGCGCACCUACUCGAGCAUCCUUGGAUGCAUUGUAAGAAAGCACUUCCCUGGGUUUGUGACCAUGCCUAAUGGUUGCAAGGAGGUAGCUUGGACUUGGGGCCACUACGCGCACGCACCUGAUCCAGAGGCCACACACACGAGGAGGCUCAAGAACUGCCAGAGUAGGGUGAUCCGUGAAUUUUGGACCUACUUUACUAUGGACCCCGAUUCUAAGCGCGAUGAUUGCAUACAAGUGGCCGGCAACAUAGCGCGGAAGAAAGUGACUGAUGCGCACUAUGAGGGGCGUGUUUUGUCCAUCCGCAAUUGGUAUGCUGAGAAACGCAAGCUCCGGAUGCGGAAGGAUCAAGCCCGAGAAAUCGUGAACUUCCAGCCGUGGCAGUACUUGCAGUGCCCUCCUCCGUACGUAGGUCACGCUAGACCGCAAGUCUGGCACGCGAUGGUCCGUCACUACACAAGCGCCGCGUACAAGAGGAAGCACGAAGAACAAAAGAUAAAGAGAGCCGAGAUGGGAGGCGGAUCACACACGCAAGGCAGCGUCCCCCUCGCAGUAUGCAAGCAGAAAAAGGAAAAAGAGACAGGCGUGAAGUCCUCGUUAUUCAAGAUCUGGGGCGACCACCGCAAGAAGACGGACAAAAAAGACGGGACGGUGAAGUGGGUUAGCAAGAUCGCCGAAGUCAAGGACAAGAAGUACCGGUCCAAGUUUGCCCACACUCAUGGCGACGAGGCGAACCCCGAGACCGAGCCAUUUGACCCCGAGGUUGCCAUGCGUGCGGGAGAGGGCAAGAAGCAUGGUCGCUUGUUUGUCUGUGAUGGGGCCGUCGAUCCCAAGACCAUCCCGUCUUUGAGACAGAUAAAAGGUGGCAACACGAGCUCCUCGCCUGCCGUAGAGCCCCGCCCGACGCCGUCGUCUAUAGCCAUUGACGCGAUCCGGGCUGAAUUGGAGGCUGAGAAGGCACAGAGGGAGAAGGCUGAGGCCCUCCUUACUCAGAACCAGCAGCAGAUGGCGAUGCAGCAGCAGAUGAUGUUCUGGAUGACACGGAAGCUCACUGCCCACGAUGCCCACUUAUCGGCCUCUAUGCCGAGUGGCACCACUCUUCCUCCGCUUGAUCCACCUCCUUUUGACAUCAACACAUGGCUACAUGCCUCAGGUGGAUCCAACAACAUUGAGCUCCAUCGAUCAUCCACUCAGGAUGGGAAUGACAACUUGAUGACGCCGCCUACAGGGGGACAGCCUAGCUUGAACAACCUCGGCAUCGUCCGCCGGCUUUAAACCUCAACAUGAAGGAUGAACUCUUAGAUCUUCGGGUGUUGGGCAAUGUGUCAAUGAAUUAUGAACCCAUGCACUUGUCAUGCACUAUUUGUGGUUAUGGAACAUGUAUUAUGCACUAUUUGUGGUCAUGGAUCUUGUAUUAUGCACUAUUUGUCAAUGUAUUAUAAAUCUAUGUUGGCUUUGAUGCAAA